Molecule: messenger RNA, 1341 nt
Organism: Candidozyma haemuli
Lineage: Eukaryota; Fungi; Ascomycota; Pichiomycetes; Serinales; Metschnikowiaceae
Exons: 1
Coding region: 1-1341 (446 amino acids)
Biological process (GO): double-strand break repair via break-induced replication; mitotic DNA replication preinitiation complex assembly; DNA replication
Cellular component (GO): DNA replication preinitiation complex
Molecular function (GO): DNA replication origin binding; single-stranded DNA binding
Source: RefSeq, a predicted model, not a curated record
AUGUCAGUUGAAAAAGAACUUCUACAACAUAAACUACAGAUUAAGCAAUGGGAGAAGGCAUUUGCUAAGACGAAUGGACGUGUGCCUGCAAAAUCGGAUGUCAAGGCCAAUCCGGAAAUAUAUAAAGCAUACAAGACAUAUAACUACUUGAAAUCUAAACAAAAGGGAAAACAACAGGAUGGCAGCAAUGGCCAGUCAAAAGCAUCAAAGUCAGGAAGCAAAGGCAAGACUAGCUCAUUAGAACCUUUAGAUUUCAUCCCCCUUCCUGUUGAAGCUGACGACGACUCGAAUGAACCUCAUGAGACCAAUCCACCCUUGAAUGCGGAACUAGGCCCCACACCACAAGCCAAUGGAAAAGUGCUUUCAUUAUUCGAUAUCUUAAGUCCUCCUGAGUCUUCUCCUUUGGCUACAUCUAAGGUGGUUCCCAAGUCCAUGAAUUCAUCGCCAUUGAAGGAUACCACUGUCUUCAAAACGCCGACAAAAUCAGUGAAAAGAAUAGACUAUGCUGAUCUCACGCCGGCUAGGAACAGUCUGGCCAAGAAAUCACUUACGUCUGCUCUUCAGCUGGUAUCUACACCACUGAAGAAAGAGUCAGCUGGCCCUGACGAAAAGCAUACAAGCAUCGAAACACCUUUCUAUCUAGGGAAGAUUAACAGCAAGUUUCAGUUUAACCCUGAAGCAGUGCUGCCGUUGAAGGGCUCACCAUCAUCACCAUAUAAUGUCUCGGUUCCGACCAUUAAUGAUCCAGUCACGCCGUCAAAGCCAACAAUAGAACAGCCUCGUUUCCUGACAUCUCCUUCUCCUUUCAAAACAGAAAGAAUGUCCUCAUUCGGGAACAAUAAGAAACUUACUGAUGUCUUUAAUGAAGCUAUUAGCUUUCAGAUCGAUGAACAGCUUAAACUUGAAGUGGAGCUGGAGCUUAUGUUAGAAAUGGAACGGGAUAUUAAUGAAGAAGAAGAGAAUGCUGAGGAACAGCUUCCAAUGCGUACAAGCAAGAAGCGCCUCACUCAAAAGAGAACCACCAGGCGUUGGAAGAUCAAGCCUCGUUCUGAGGACGAGAGGGCCGAACUGUUUGACGGAAAGAAUGUGCAUGAGGAGAUAAAGAAGAUUGAGGACAGGGAACAGCAAGAGUUGAUUGAGUAUAUGAAAGGUCCAUCAGAAAUGGCCGAUUCUACUGAUUCAGACGACGAGGAAGAAACUGAGUACGUCAGACCAGCACCGCAAGCAUCUGAGCCUUCGAAGAAGCGGACAAAGCUCAAACCUAUCAGUAACAAUUUCCAGCGUUUGAAGAUCAAUGAUCCUCGUUCCAAGAAAUUUAAGCAGAGAAUGAAGAGACGUUAG